AUGAAAGUCGUGGAUAAUUUGGCCGACUCACAGGCCGGAGAUACUGAGGACAAAAAAUCAACUGAAGAGCUGCUACAGGCGGCUCAGAUUGAAAGAGAAGAUGACAGUAAAACCCAGACUUCUCUUACUGUGAGGAUGUGGGUAAUCAGUGUUAUCUUCUCGCUGAUAGGUUGUGGAUUGAACACCCUUUUCACCCUUCGAAACCCAUCCAUCAGUAUUGAUAAGCCAACCGCCCUGUUGUUAGCGUUUCCUGCUGGGCGGCUUUGGGAUAUCUGUGUCCCUAACUACUCUAUAACGAUUUAUGGGACGCAUUUCUCGUUAAACCCCCAUCCGUUCAAUACAAAGGAACACGUCUUGAUAUACGUUAUGGUGAACAUCACAUUUUUUACCCGGAUGACAGCGGACCUCAUCGUGGAACAGAAACACUUCUUUGGCUUGGAUUCAGGAUGGGCGUACGAAGUACUAAUGAUAUUGUCGCUGUUUUUGAUAGGCUUUGCCUUCGCCGGUCUCACUCGACAGGUACUCGUGGAGCCUCGUCACCUCAUCUGGCCUGGACUUCUCAGUUCAACGGCGUUGAUUUCGACUCUCCAUGGCCGCGUGACCUCUACCUCAGAGGGAGGGAAAUCACAUGGGAGGCUUUCGGCUUUUUCAUUCUUUUGUAUAAUGUUCACUGCUUCGUUCGUCUGGUAUUGGCUGCCAGAUUUUCUCUUUCCUGCAUUGAGUUAUUUCAACUUUCCUUGCUGGGUUCGACCGCAUAGCCCGGUAGUGAAUCAAGUCUUUGGAGUGUCCAGUGGCAUGGGCCUCUUGCCUCUGACCUUUGAUUGGAGUCAGGUGGCCUACAUUGGAUCACCGUUAGUGGUCCCAUUGUGGGCCAUUGUCAAUGUUGCCGUGGCGCUUGUUGUGUGGAUUUACGCCGUUUCUACGGCAUUAUACUAUAAAAAUGUUUGGAACACCGCAUAUCUUCCCUUCCAGAGCACUUCAAUUUUCGACAACACGGCUGCGACAUACAACGUGAGUAGAAUACUCAGCGACAAUACUAACUUCACGUUGGACGUUUCAAAAUAUGAGGACUACUCACCGGUAUUCAUGCCUAUCACAUACGCGAUGAGUACAUUCGGUUUGGCCAUUGCGACCUUGGCUUCGCUGAUAGUCUGGGUUAUUUUGGAACAUUGGGAUUCUGUCUCCUUGCCCUUCAAGGGGCUGCGCAAUCUGCACCGGAUCUUCAGCAGAAGUGGGCGCACUGACAGGGUGACCAGGAGUACGAGUGACGUGCCGGUCUUGUGGUAUAUCAUCUCGUUAUUUCUUGGACUGUUCCUAGCAGUUUUUUCGGUGGAGUAUUGGCGCAUUCAGUUACGGUGGUACGGAGUCCUCUGCGCCUUUGCUAUUGGUGCAGUAUUUUAUUUCCCGGUAACACUGAUCUAUGCAAACGCCAAUAUCAAGGUCGGCGUCGAGUCAUUAUGUCGGAUCAUAGGAGGUCUCCUCUGGGAGGGGAAGGUGCUUGCCAAUGUCUGGUUUGUUGGCCUGGGGUACACCACCAUUUUAGAUGGUCUAUCAUUCUCCCAGGAUAUGAAGCUCUCUCUCUACUAUGGUAUUUCUCCACACGAGGUCUUUGUAGCUCAGAGCGUCGGGAUCAUCAUCGGCACACUAGGUCAAGUCGCUGUCGUGAACUGGGCCCUCGGACACAUUAAAGGCAUCUGCACAACCGAGGCGAUAAAUGGGUUCUCGUGUCCUUACUCGCGGACUAAUUUCAAUACUAGUGUUAUCUGGGGCGCGAUCGGCCCGCGGCGCUUUUUCUCACCAGAGUCUGGUUAUAGACACCUAUUCUACCUGUCGAUCAUAGGGGCUAUACUACCAGUUUUCGUGUAUCUGCUAAAGCGAUGGUACCCGGGAUCCUUCUGGAAGAGUGUCAGUGUUCCUUUACUCCUUGGUGGCCUGAACUACAUGCCGCCCGCCAGUGGCAUGAAUUACGGAAGCUGGGCUGUUGUCGGGUUGAUCUUCGGAUAUUUUGUGCGCAAGCGCUAUAACGGCUGGUGGCGCCGCUAUAACUUUAUCCUCAGUAGUUCGCUAGAGACGUCCGUGUCUUUAGCUGGCGUGGUGAUCUUCUUUGCGGUGUAUUAUCCAAGCGUGUCGGAUCGUGUGGCAUGGUGGGGAACAGAUGUCUACAAGAACACUUGUGACUGGUUGGGAUGCCCGUAUCUGUCGCUUCAGCCGGGCGCGAAGAUUCCAUAAGCAUGCUUUGUUGACCGUUGUUCCCCGAUUGACAACAACUUGGUGGAACGUGAUGUCCGGUAGUUCCGAGAUUCAUAGCAGUUGCGGAGCUCAGGAACGCAGGGUGGUUACCAGCACUGGAUGCUCUGACUUCCUGGCUCCACGGUUUUCUGUUCGUUUCACAUCUUGCAAGAUUGCGAACUGUCAUCUGAGAAUU
Molecule: messenger RNA, 2425 nt
Organism: Aspergillus costaricaensis CBS 115574
Lineage: Eukaryota; Fungi; Ascomycota; Eurotiomycetes; Eurotiales; Aspergillaceae
Product: oligopeptide transporter
Exons: 10
Coding region: 1-2229 (742 amino acids)
Biological process (GO): transmembrane transport
Molecular function (GO): oligopeptide transmembrane transporter activity
Source: RefSeq, a predicted model, not a curated record